AUGGAGAAACGCACUUUGGGAGAUUCUCGUGCCACCAACAACCAGGUCGAGAACUUCAAUGUAGUGACCAGCGAGUCUCCAUGGCUGGACAGGAAACUCAAACCCAGAACUUAUAAGGCUCGGUACCUCUUUACCGGAAAGCCGCUUUUAUGGAUGACCUGCCUUUUCGGGAGCUUGGGAGAUGCACUUUUUGGUUAUGAUCAAGGUAUCGUCUCUGGGCUGCUGGUGAAUCCGGUGUUUGUGAGACGAUUCUUCAGUGAGCAUGGUGGCGAGGAAGGCGACGCUGCAUUUGUCGACCCAAGCAUUACUGGUAUCACCGUUGCAUGUCUACAACUGUCAGCCGCUAUAGGCUCCAUAACUGCAGGACACCUGGGUGAUGUCAUCGGCAGAAAAAGAUGUGUUGCGAUUGGUGGAUUCAUCUACUUCGUCACCGCUUUCAUUCAGGCUUUCGCCCCCAAUCUCGCAUGUUUCAUUGCUGGUCGAACGAUUCAAGGCCUGGGUGUUGGUUUCCUCUCUAUGACAGUGCCUAUUAUACAAACCGAAAUCGCUGCUCCUCACAGGAGAGGUUUAAUGGUCGGAGUCGAGUACACCUUCCUUAUUGGUGGUUAUAUGCUUUCCACCUGGGUCGACUAUGGCUUCUACUUCCUACUUCCAAACAACUCAUCUUGGCAGGGGCCAUAUUUCGUCCAAAUGGGUCUGGCUUUCAUUCUCCUGUCUAUGUCCUUCGUGUUGCCAGAGACACCACGUUGGUUGGCUCGAAAUGGCUUCAUGAAGGAAAGUUUGCAGACGGUGGCCGAUCUUCACUCCAAAGGUGACAUUCACGCUGAAAAUGUCCAACGCGUGUUUAUGGAAAUCCAACAGGCUGUUCGUUAUGAACAGACUUUAGGUCAAUCCAGCUGGAAGGAAAUGUUCACACGCUAUCGCAAGCGUACCAUCGUAGGUAUUACAGCUCAAAUGUUUGCCCAGCUCAACGGUAUCAACAUCAUCUCCUUCUAUCUACCAAGUACACUCGCAGCGGCUGGAUUCAGCACGGAGAGGUCCCUCCUGUACACCGCAGCCAAUGCCCUGCCUUAUACCGCGGCAACAAUAGUCGUCUGGUGGCUCGCUGAUCGAUGGGGUCGACGUCCACUCCUCAUCUUAGGAGGUAUCGCCUUGGCCAUCGCGCUAGGUAUCAUGUGCGCCUUCACCGAAGCUGACCUCGAUGUUCAAACCAGAGCAAACGGCAUCUACGCAUUCGUUGUCCUCUACAACGCAACCUACGGUUUCACCUGGGGUCCUAUGCCCUGGCUUCUGCCCGCCGAGGUCUUCCCGCUCCGAAGUCGUAGCAAAGGUAUGGCCCUCGCAACCUGCAGUAAUUGGGUCUUCAACUUCAUCAUCGGUAUGUCUUAUCCCGAUGCUUUCGCCGGCAUUGGCGGCUACUACUACAUCAUCAUAUCCGGCUUCUGUCUGUUCUCGACUGGACUGGCGUACUUCUACUACGUCGAGACGGCGAACCACACGCUUGAGGAGAUUGCCAUCGCAUUCGGUGACAAGGCCUUCGUGGAGAACGAUGACGAGAUCAUCGCCAAUGCACGGUUGAGCGUGGCGGGAUAUAACGACUCACGCAAGAACUCGGCUGCCGCGGUCUAG
Molecule: messenger RNA, 1629 nt
Organism: Endocarpon pusillum Z07020
Lineage: Eukaryota; Fungi; Ascomycota; Eurotiomycetes; Verrucariales; Verrucariaceae
Exons: 3
Coding region: 1-1629 (542 amino acids)
Biological process (GO): transmembrane transport; carbohydrate transport
Cellular component (GO): membrane
Molecular function (GO): carbohydrate:proton symporter activity
Source: RefSeq, a predicted model, not a curated record